AUGCCAAAUAAGACUUCCAUUAGAGAAUUCAUUCUUCUGGGACUUACGGACGAUCCGGAGUUACAAGCUGUAAUAUUCUGCUUCAUGUUCAUCACGUACUUACUAAGUGUAAGUGGAAAUAUGGCCAUCAUUAUAUUAACAUUGUCUGAUGUUCACUUGAAAACUCCUAUGUAUUUCUUCCUCAGGAAUUUCUCUUUCUUAGAAAUUUCAUUUACAACUGUAUGCAUCCCUAGAUUUCUAAUGAGCAUCGCUACAGGGGACACAUCCAUCUCCUACAAUGCUUGUAUGGCACAAGUAUUUUUUUAAAUUCUUCUGGGAGCAACAGAGUUUUUUCUUCUGGCUGUCAUGUCCUAUGAUCGCUAUGUGGCCAUCUGCAAACCUCUACAUUAUACAACUAUAAUGAGUAACAAAGUCUGCCAUUGGCUGGUGAUCAGCUCCUGGCUAGCUGGUUUUCUUGUUAUCUUCCCCCCAGUGGUGAUGGGGCUCCAGCUGGACUUCUGUGACUCCAACAUUAUCGAUCACUUCACCUGUGACUCUUCACCUAUGCUGCUCAUUGCUUGUUCAGACACACAGUUUCUAGAGCUUCUGGCAUUUUUCCUAGCAGUCUUCACACUUAUGGUAACUCUGACCUUGGUGAUCCUCUCCUACACAUUCAUCCUUAGAACGAUUCUGAAGAUUCCCUCUGCUCAGCAAAGGAAAAAGGCCUUUUCCACGUGUUCCUCCCAUAUGAUCGUGGUUUCCAUUUCUUACGGAAGUUGUAUUUUUAUGUACGUGAAAACAUCUGCAAAAGAAGGUGUGGCCCUCAGCAAAGGGGUAGCAGUGCUCAAUACCUCUGUUGCUCCCAUGUUAAAUCCCUUUAUUUACACAUUAAGGAACCAGCAGGUGAAACAGGUUCUGAAAGACUUCUCAAAAAAAAUGUUCUCAUUAAACAAGCAUUAG
Messenger RNA from Lepus europaeus (European hare), 939 nucleotides. Its product is annotated as olfactory receptor 6C65-like. The transcript has a single exon. Gene Ontology annotation, biological process: G protein-coupled receptor signaling pathway. Gene Ontology annotation, molecular function: G protein-coupled receptor activity; olfactory receptor activity. Gene Ontology annotation, cellular component: membrane. NCBI's taxonomy places the organism in Eukaryota, Metazoa, Chordata, Mammalia, Lagomorpha, Leporidae. The record is from RefSeq and is a predicted model, not a curated record.